Molecule: messenger RNA, 544 nt
Organism: Menidia menidia (Atlantic silverside)
Lineage: Eukaryota; Metazoa; Chordata; Actinopteri; Atheriniformes; Atherinopsidae
Source: the annotation of a GenBank genome assembly
AAACUUUCAGGAUUAAAGGAAACAUUUUCCAGUUGCACCCUUGACCUCACAAGAUGUAUUUAUGGCCUCUGCAGAAUCGUGUCAGAAAAUGAACGUGUGCGGCUCACAACCCGGCGGAAUUUCCAUGCGGGGGAAGAAACUGGAACACUUCCUCGAUCUCCGGAGCAGCAGCACAAACACCAGGCGCACUGUCAACACUGCAGCCGUCCUGCUGCAGCACACCUGCUGGACAACUGUCCGCCUGGUCCUGAGGGAGGCCUGUGGUUUCCACAUCCUGCGGCAGCUGGCUUCUCAGGCCCCCUUCGAAAAGGUCUUGGAAAAGAUUCUCAAGGAGCAAAAGGCCAAAGCGCCUCCACUCAUUUUGAUACAACCUCAGGACAGCAUAUCAACGGUCACCUCGGGACUGGACGCCCGCCAUGGAGCAGCAGAGGGAAACGCGCCUCCCUCCGUGGCAUCGCUGUGUCAGAGCCAGACGCUUCCUCGCAUUGCUGUCGGCACUGAAAUGCCAGGAGUUAGGGAACGUAGCCUUCAUCCAGCUCUGUGA